This is a messenger RNA of Oryzias melastigma (Indian medaka), 2203 nucleotides long. Its product is annotated as cingulin-like protein 1. The transcript has a single exon. Lineage: Eukaryota; Metazoa; Chordata; Actinopteri; Beloniformes; Adrianichthyidae. The record is from RefSeq and is a predicted model, not a curated record. The coding region runs from base 219 to 1919 and encodes 566 amino acids.
UAUGACAUCAUCCUAUGACAUAUUAGUAUGACAUCAUUGCCAGUUAUGACAUGUUGUGACAUGUUGUGACAUAAUUAUUCACCUCAUGACAUCAUAAAUAACCCUCUGAAAUUUUCUUUAACUUCAGGUAUAUGACUGUUGUCAGCACCCGGAGUAGAUAAAACCAGAGAGAAGUAAAUAACGAAAUCUGAGAGAAAAAAACUGAUCACUCAGAAAAAAUGGCCCAAAUGAGGACAGAUCGUGAGGAAAUGGAUGCCAUCUUUGACGAAUCUGAAGAAAUUUCAGAAAUGUUUGGACAGGUCCAGCUGUUGAUGAAAAAACAGAAGGACACUAUCAAACAAAACGUCAAAAAAAUAAACAAUCUUGAGGUUGCCUUGGAGGAAAAGCUUGACCAACCAAAACAGAUGGACAAACUAGAGAGGCAGCAUCAGAUGGAAAUUUCUGAACUCAACAGCAAAAUAUCCAACUUGGAAAAAUCUCUCAAAGAAGAGAAAACCAGGACCAGCGAAACUAGGAACCUCUUAACCCAACAGCUGGAAGAAGUGGUCCAGAAAAAAGCUGUGUUGGCCGAUUCCGAACAAAAUCUUCAGCAACAGAAGAAGCAGUUGGAAAAAGAAAAAAAUUUUCUCAUCAAUGAGCAUCAGCUGGCCUUAUCAAAGGAAAAGAAACAGCUGGCAAAGGAAAGAAAAGAAUGGGAGAGAAAACAUUCUGAUCUUUCCCAAGAAAUUGCUCAGAUGAGGAAAGAUCAUGAGGAAAGAAGUGCCACCUUUGAUAAAGCUGAAAAGGACUUUUCAGAAAAGUUUGGCCAGGUCAAGAAGGAGAUGGAACAACUGCAAGACACUAUUGCAGAAAAGGUCUCCAUCAUAAAGAACCUUGAAGAUACCUUGAAGGAAAAGCUUGACCAACCAAAACAAAUGGAAAAACUGGCGAACCAGCAUCAGGUGGAAAUUUCUGACCUCAACAGCAAAAUAACCAAGCUGGAAAAAUCUCUCAAAGAGGAGAAAACCAGGACCAGGGAAACUAGGUACUACUUAACCCAACGGUUGGAAGAAGAGAUCCAGAAAAAUGCUGCGUUUGUCGGUUCAGAAGUAAUUCAGCAACAGAAGCAGCAAUUUGAAAAAGAAAAGAAUUCCCUCAUAAAUGAACAUCAGCUGGUAUUAAGAAAGGGGAAAAAACAUCUGGACAAGACAAUAAGGGAAUUCGAGAGAAUAAACUCUGGUCUUUUACAAGAAAUGGCUCAAAUGAAGAACCAUUAUGAGGAAAGGCUCUUCCAUCAAUUCCAGGAGAUGGAAAUUUUAAAAGAGGAGUUUGAGGACAAAACUGCUCAUCUCUGCUGGGAUAUCUUUCAAGCGGAAACAAAACUACAGGAAGAGAGGAACAUGGUAAACUGCGCUGAAGAAAUCUUCAAAUUGGAGGAAGAACAGUCAGCUAAAUUAAAAGAUGAGUUGCUCCAUGUAAAGAAAGAUCUAGAGAGUCAGAAGCAGAAAUGGGAAAAAGUACAACAGGAAGAGAGGAACAUAACAAACCUCAUCAAACAGUUUGAAGCGGAAGGUCAAGAGUCAGCUAAACUAAAAGCUGCUUUGCUCCUUGUAACGAAAGUCCAAGAGAUCCAGAAGCAGCAAUGGCAAACAGAACUCUUGAGUGCCCAUCAAACAGCCUGUGCUUUACUUGAGACCCAAAAAGAGCUGGAAGAUGAAGCACUGGAGUGGCUGAAUGAAAAGAAGGUCCUCCUCCAGCAAAUCUCUAACCUGGAGAAGACAGUUAAGAAGAAAAAGACCAAUGUCAAAAAAACGGCAAAGGCUGAUUCGAAAAAAACUGAACAGCUGCAGGUGGAGGAGCUGGAGAAAGCAAAGUCUCAAAAGAAAUCUCUUGGAAGGAGAUUUCUGAACCUUUUCAAAAAGGCCAGAAAAGUGGACUAGUAAAACUAGUCCAAUUCCUUAGGGACAGGGUUUGUCUUAGUUUGUGUUAGUUUUAGGGUUAGAGUGUAGGUAAUCCUUAGUGCGCACAGGCAUACUGACCUGGGAAAUAUUAGAAACAUGUCUGGGGAUUGAAGUAGGACCCCAGACAGAAAAACUGAAAACCGGGGAUUAGGGUAGGUGGGGUUAGAUGGUUUAAGUAGGAUUAGCUGGGGAACCCAGGUAGGAAGUGUUAAUAAAAUGUGUUAAAAAGUGUUAAUAAAGUAAAAAAAAAUAAAUAAAUAAAA